Molecule: messenger RNA, 496 nt
Organism: Suillus plorans
Lineage: Eukaryota; Fungi; Basidiomycota; Agaricomycetes; Boletales; Suillaceae
Product: ribosomal protein S17e
Exons: 5
Coding region: 65-496 (143 amino acids)
Biological process (GO): translation
Cellular component (GO): ribosome
Molecular function (GO): structural constituent of ribosome
Source: RefSeq, a predicted model, not a curated record
CUGCAUGAUCUGAGCCCUAAGGCAUCGACAUCGUCAACGUCCUCGACACUAAAAAUUUAACAAAAUGGGUCGUGUUCGUACCAAAACCACCAAGAGGGCUGCCCGUGUGCUCAUCGAAAAAUACUACCCCCGCCUCACCCUCGACUUCCACACCAACAAGCGCAUCAUCGAUGAAGUUGCUGUGGUUCCCUCCAAGCGCCUCCGGAACAAGGUUUCCGGUUUCACUACCCACCUGAUGAAGCGUAUUCAGCGCGGGCCCGUCCGUGGUAUUUCGUUCAAGCUCCAGGAGGAGGAGCGCGAACGAAAAGAUAACUACGUACCUGAGGUAUCUGCUCUUGACACGAGUGCAACAGGCUUGGAGAUCGACAAGGACACCGCAGAACUUCUCAAGGCACUCAACUUCGACUCCAUCCCUGUGACCAUCGUACAGACUGUUAUCCAGCAACCGGAGCGUCCUCGGCGGGAGAAGCGCAACGUCCCUGGCGCUGGGCGGUAA